AUGGAACAAAAAAUUAAUUCAAUUUUUUUUUUCAAAUUUUUUUCAUUUUUCCUUUUAAUUUGGAGACUCUACUUUAACAAUAAUAUUAGUACACACAGCAAAUUAUUGAAAGUAAAGUACAACAUCAAUAUAAAUUUAAGUACAAGAACUUAUAGAUCAUUAACAAAAUAUAAGCAGGACAAGCAUACAAAUAUUUUAGCAUUAAAAGAGAUACAUUGCAAUGGAGUAAACCAAAAAAAUGAUAUAUAUAAUAAUGAAAAAAGAGAUAAUGUAAAAUAUAUACAAUUAACUGGAAGUUCCUUAAACGAAAUGGAAUGCCAUAAACAAACUAAGAAAAACAAAUCUUAUAUAUUUGAAACAAAAAAAUGUUCUCGUUCAGAAAAAAAAAUAUUUAAAGAACUUGAUUAUAUAAACUUUCUUAAAAACAACAAAACUAUUAGUAAUAAGCUUUACAACAAAAUAAUACGUAAAAAAUACGGACUAAAAAUUACUUCACCUUUAAUAUUUUUAUUGUUGUUCUUAGUAGUAUUCAUAUUAGAUUUAUUUGUUGGUUAUGGCUUUAUAAAAGGAUUGUUCAAAGUAUUUACCGCUUUGAAAUUAUGGGGUGGACUAAAACCCUUUUAUUCAUUUUUAAUGAAAUCCCCUUUUAAAUCGCUGUGUUUACCCGUGAAUAUAACAAAGUGUACAAACGCAGGUAAAAAAUAUUUUCCCGUUUUAGAUGUCUUUUUUGUUUUUCUAAUAUAUAUUUUACCUUUCCUUAUAUUAGGUGCCUUAACUGUAUUAAGGCUUAUUUAUUAUCAUAAGAAGGUUAAAAAAUAUGAUAAAAUUAAGUUCAGAAAAGGGUAA
Plasmodium malariae is the source of this 846-nucleotide messenger RNA. RefSeq names its product fam-l protein. The coding region runs from base 1 to 846 and encodes 281 amino acids. The transcript is spliced from 2 exons. The record is from RefSeq and is a predicted model, not a curated record. NCBI's taxonomy places the organism in Eukaryota, Apicomplexa, Aconoidasida, Haemosporida, Plasmodiidae.